UUCUACUCAAGUUGAACACAUCUUGCUUGCGUCAGUCCACAGACCUGAACUAAAAAGCUGUUGGUUUCUUCACAAAUCAGCAAAUAGAGCGAGUUUUGAAAAGGCUUGCUUUCUCAAGGUUAAUCUGUAGAAUGGAAAUGGCGGUUCUAAUCUGGUCUAUAAAUUAUUGCUGUAAAAGAAAAAAAAAAGUUGCUGCUGAGUGAACAUGGAACUACUAACACCAGUGGCGUGGCUACCAGUGACCUUUCCGAUUCGAAAUCAUCAAAGUCAUGUUAAAUCUUCUGAAGCAAGAGCUUCGUAUUUGGGCAGCUACGACAUCAAAACAUAACAGUGUCGAGUUCUAACUACAAAUCAGAAUGAAAGAUUACACUUUACCAUUGAGAACUGCAUGCCCCGUUCUGAGACCACAUCGUCCAAGAUGGCGGGAUCCGAGGCUGGUGUUCGUAUCAGUAGUUUUUGUGAUUGCCUACUUCUCUCUUUUCGAAGCAUAUAAGUCGAAAAGUAGCUGUGGGCGAUAUUUUCCACCAUCGGAUAUUGAAAAUCUAGUCAAACGUGAUGCGGCCAGCUUAGAUAUUACAAGACUUUACUCUAGGCAUCUAUUGGAAACUACUGAAGUGACAACAUUACCAACACCAGGAAACUACAGCGGCAACGAGACCAAAGAAGACGAAAAGAUACCCCAGUUUCCUGAGGAUCUAUUCUCGGAAACACAGAGAAAACAUGGAGCCGUUGUCCUCCAUGUCUUUGGACUCGUCUACAUGUUCGUUGCCCUGGCCAUUGUCUGCGACGAGUUCUUUGUUCCCGCUCUUGAUGUCAUCACCAUCAAACUGGGCAUAUCCGAGGACGUUGCCGGCGCCACAUUCAUGGCAGCUGGUGGCAGCGCUCCUGAACUCUUCACCAGCGUCAUUGGCGUGUUCAUAUCCUACGACGACGUAGGCAUCGGCACGAUCGUCGGGUCUGCCGUUUUUAACAUUCUUUUCGUCAUAUCGAUGUGUGCCAUUUUCAGCAAGACUGUCCUCAGCCUGACAUGGUGGCCGCUUUUCCGGGAUGUCACAUUUUACUCCAUCAGUUUGAUUGUACUGAUCUUGUGCUUCAAGGAUAACGUCAUCUACUGGUACGAGGCUUUCGUCUUACUUCUCUGCUACGCUGCCUAUGUCACCUUCAUGAAGUUCAACGAGACCGUGGAGAAGGCAGUUCGCAAGCUACUGGACAGGAACAAGUUCACCAGAGUCGGCAGCAAAGACCAUUUGGUACCUAGCAUGAAAAAGCGGCGGGCGAGCACCCCGAUCCUGCACGCAGGCAGCAAGUUUCGUCAUGGUCUACUUCAACUCAUGAUCCAUUCGAUCGAUCCCCUGCACGACGGUAAACUGGACGAAAAAGCGUCUCAACUGCAUGCCAUCGCCUCCCUUCGUGUCCUGCUGGAUGCGGCCAAGGCCAACGGCGGCUACCCCAGCGGCGUACCCGUGCCUCCUGCCGGCGGUUGCUGUGCCUCUUGUUCAUCGUGCCCUCAGUGCGUCACCUGCCCGACGUGCCAGAGGCCGCUGGUGAGGCCCAACGCCCCUCAGUCGCUGGACACGACGAGUCCCCUCAACUCGUACAUCGUGACUGCCAGCGAUUACCCACCCCCUCACUCGCCCCUCCCGGCGAUAGGGGCAGCCGGCGUCUCUGGAGCAAAGCGUCAAGGCCAGCAGGAUCUCAUCACCAACGUCCAGAGUUUACAGUCUUCAACAGUCCUCAACACUCUGGCCAACGGUUCUGCGAGCGAACACGCCGACAGAGAACGGCACGAAGAAACCUCUUUCUGCACCAACACCCGAUCACCCGUGAAGACCACCACCACCUCGCCCGUAAUCAGCACCAUCAUGUCCGAGAGCCCCAACGUCACCAUCAUCCAGCCAGGGGGCGUACAGGCCACUGCCGCGACGGGGGAGGUCCCUCCGGAUCUAGCGGCUCUUCAGGCUAAGCCCGAUGAGAUCGAAGUGGACGAACCGCUGGACAUCUCGUGGCCGAAAGAGACCAAAAAGCGGAUCUCUUACGUUCUCAUGGCGCCCAUCAUCUUCCCAUUGUGGCUCACCCUCCCGGACGUGCGAAGAGACGAGAAGAAGAAAUUCUUUUUCGUCACCUUCCUCGGUAGCAUCAUCUGGAUUGCGAUAUUUUCUUACUUGAUGGUCUGGUGGGCAACAGUUGUUGGGCAGACGAUCGGCAUACCCAAUGAGAUAAUGGGCUUGACGUUCUUAGCUGCAGGCACCAGUAUUCCAGACUUGAUCACGAGUGUUCUCGUGGCAAGGAAAGGGUUCGGAGACAUGGCCGUCUCCAGUUCAAUAGGUAGUAACAUAUUCGACGUCACCGUAGGUUUGCCCACACCUUGGCUCCUCUCUGCACUUAUAUUCGGGCCAGUGAAAGUGAGCAGCACUGGCAUGGCCUGCUCCAUCGUCAUCCUGUUCCUGAUGCUCCUAUUCGUCAUCAUUUCCAUCGCCUGCUUCAAGUGGCAGAUGAACAUCGGACUGGCGCUCGUCAUGUUCCUCUUGUACUUCGCAUUCGUCGCCCUCAGCUUGCUCCUGGAGUACAACAUCAUCGACUGUGAGGCUAUCAUGGCCUAUGUAGGCCAUUAGGUAGUCCUGCUGUCGAUGCCCUUCGACGCCCUUACCAACAACUACCAUCGGCCAAGAAAGCGUGUAAGGACAUGAGCAAUCUACAUUCAACCGAAAGAAGGAUUGCAAUUACUUCUGGCGAUGGUUUUCAAAACAAGUAUUUGACCUGGCGUCUUUCAUGUUCCUCCUGUGUCUUGCCAUCGAUGUUCUGAUACAGACUAAUAUGGCUUUCGUUGACAAAGGAUUUCUAUAACUAACUGCAGGAGGACGACAAGCUACAAGUCUGGUGUUUUUUCAUGUUCCUCCUGUCAUUUGUCAAUGGCACCGUGAGAUUGCUAGCAUAAAAUGGAGCAGGUUGACAGACAGUCAUGACAUUCGUUGACGUGUAGAGUUAAUGACAAACCUUAUACAGACGUCUUUGGUGGAACGUAUCUAGUCUGAAAAAUCAAAGGUGUCAUGACAGUGCAUGCUAUUGAUUUCGUCACCAGAAUCUGAAUUCACACAUGAUAAAUAACUGUGUGAUAGAAAUAGGUAGCUGGUGAAUUCAGUAGAUUUGGGAAUUUCUCUCAACAAAUGUCUCUGAAUAUUACAGCAGCAUUAAAAGAGAGAUAUAAGUCAGAUUACCACAGUAUUAAAGUAUUUAAAGUCGAAUUUUUCGUGUGCAAUUUGAAUAUUUUUGACAGAAAAAAAAAUAUUUUAGAAUUAAAAAUGUGUUUACAAGAUGUAUAUGAAGAUAUUAUUAUGCAUUAUUAAUAACAAAAGAACAAAAACUGAAGUUUUGAAAGCAGAAAUAAUUAUUAAUUAUUCACAUUAAAAUUUAAU
Argiope bruennichi is the source of this 3413-nucleotide messenger RNA. RefSeq names its product sodium/potassium/calcium exchanger 2-like. Bases 357 to 2612 code for a protein of 751 amino acids. Gene Ontology annotation, biological process: intracellular calcium ion homeostasis; calcium ion transmembrane transport. Gene Ontology annotation, molecular function: calcium channel activity; calcium, potassium:sodium antiporter activity. NCBI's taxonomy places the organism in Eukaryota, Metazoa, Arthropoda, Arachnida, Araneae, Araneidae. Gene Ontology annotation, cellular component: membrane. The record is from RefSeq and is a predicted model, not a curated record. The transcript has 10 exons.